Molecule: messenger RNA, 627 nt
Organism: Camelina sativa (false flax)
Lineage: Eukaryota; Viridiplantae; Streptophyta; Magnoliopsida; Brassicales; Brassicaceae
Product: pentatricopeptide repeat-containing protein At3g60980, mitochondrial-like
Molecular function (GO): protein binding
Source: RefSeq, a predicted model, not a curated record
AUGACGACCGAGCUUGACGGUGGCGACAACAGUUAUCCAACGGUAACCGUGACCGCCAUAACGGUGACGCUCAUUGAGCAUUGUUUCAGUCGACGUCAAGAGGAAACAGCGAUGGAAUUUUACACUUGUUUGUUAGAAAAAAGCCUUAUGGUCGACGAUGCUUCCAAGAAACCACUCUUGGAAGUUUUGUUCAAGUACGGUAAGAGAAGCGAAGCUUGGUCAUUGUUCCAUAACGUCUUCGUUUAUACUAAUGGUAUGGAUUCAGAGCACUCUGAGCGUAUAAUAAAUACAAUGGUGAAUGAGCUUUUCAAACUGGAUAUGUCUAAGGAAGCAAUUGAUUCAUUCGAUGGAGUGAGUGCAAGACAAGGCUUCUUUAAGCACAAAUUCAGGCAUGUACCUUACGCCAACAUAAUCACGAGGUGUUGCGAAGAUGGGAAUUUGUUGUCCAAGGCAAACAGGAUCUUUCGUAAGUUAAUAAAGGAGAAUCCAUCGGCUUGCAAGAUUUCAACAUUCGAAGAAAUGAUCAAUGCGUAUCUAAAGGCCGGGAGGCUCGAUGAUGCGUUGGAAACAGCAAACAAGAUGGUGGAUGCACAUCUAAGCCAAGUUUCUUCGUUGUUAAAGAGUUGA